Molecule: messenger RNA, 943 nt
Organism: Spea bombifrons (plains spadefoot toad)
Lineage: Eukaryota; Metazoa; Chordata; Amphibia; Anura; Pelobatidae
Gene: DNLZ
Product: DNL-type zinc finger
Exons: 3
Coding region: 4-645 (213 amino acids)
Biological process (GO): protein import into mitochondrial matrix; protein stabilization; protein folding
Cellular component (GO): mitochondrion
Molecular function (GO): protein-folding chaperone binding; zinc ion binding
Source: RefSeq, a predicted model, not a curated record
GCCAUGCUGGGUGCUGGUCGCGGGCAGGUUGCGUUGCUGGCUAAAGCAUGGAGCUUUGGGGUUUUAAGUGCCCGGGUACCCUCCUGGGGGAGGGGCAGAGUGGGGUAUCUUCAUGUAAUUGGGGCAUUUCGAGCUGUUCGGGGCAGCUGCGGGUUCAUUGAACAUAAUGCCUUGUGGACCCCCAAAUCAGCCUUAUUACCCUUAUCAUGUAGGUGUGCCCCUAUUACCCACUUGGUACCACUGCACAGGACCUACUGCACCCCUAAUGGCCCCAAGGAAGGGGCUACCCUGGGGAACAUCCAGUCCACUCAUUACCAUCUUAUAUAUACCUGUAAGGUUUGUUCGACACGAUCCAAGAAAACGAUAUCUAAAGUUGCCUAUCACAAUGGAGUAGUCAUCGUAAAGUGCCCCGGGUGUAAAAACCAUCAUAUCAUAGCGGAUAACCUCGGGUGGUUCUCCGAUCUGGAAGGAAAAAAGAAUAUUGAGGAAAUCCUGGCUGCCAAAGGGGAGAAGGUUCAUCGUGUCCUGGGAGAAGAGGCUGUAGAAUUUCUUUUAAAGAACAAUGUAGAAGGCGCCGAGAACGAUCCUGAAGACCCACUCAAGAAGGAGACCUCUACGAGCCCACCCGAAAAACCGGUUACAUGAUGCCACGAAAUGCCGGUCACACAGCUUAGUGGGUCAUCUUUGGUAUCGAAGGUGGAUGAAUGAAGACACCUGGGCCGUUCUCAGGCCAGGUUAUCUUCAAAGCGGUUCAUCAGAUCCGGAGUCCUGGAACUCGGCUACAAUUAUUGAGAUUAAGACAUUUUUGUCGCUGUUCUGUAUAUUAUAAAACAUUUUUAGUAUCUUAUAUUUUUGUUGUAGAAAAAAAUAUUUAAAAAUAUAUAAAUAAUUUUGGAGUUUAAAUAAUCCUGAUUCCUCCCUUUUUGUGAAUUAUUGUGUAGAA